This is a messenger RNA of Spirometra erinaceieuropaei, 6268 nucleotides long. Lineage: Eukaryota; Metazoa; Platyhelminthes; Cestoda; Diphyllobothriidea; Diphyllobothriidae. The record is from the annotation of a GenBank genome assembly.
GUAGGAUUUUCUUUAAUAAGGCAUCUCUCUAAGAGGUGAUUUAUUGUUGUAUUUUACGAAUGAAUGCAUGCAUCCUUUCUGUUUUCCCGCUGGAGGCCAAGGAAAAAAUGUAACAUUGUACCGACUCAUAUACUUUCCUAACAGCUGCACAUAACUUUUCUGCCAUCAACGGAAAACACGCUUUUUCCUUAUUUUGCAAUCAUUUUCCUUAUUUUUCCAUAGUCUAGUCUUCAUAGAUGCUAAAAUAUUUACGAGUCUACUGGAUCUAAGUCCGCCUCGUUUUUUUAAUUACGCAUCAGCAAGAACUACAGACACAAAAGUUACAAGUAUGCUAUUUGCAUAUCCCUGGGAUUGAUCUGUUUUCGAAAAUAAGUAGUUUGUUUUCGUUAUUGCUGCCUUUUGGAGCAAAUUUACGAAUGAGGAUCUUUCAAGAACUUAUUCCGAUCUUUCAGAAUGUAACACGUUUACCGUUCUGGUUGCCUCCAAACUUGUUUUCGAGGUGUUGAAUUCGCACAGAAGCGCAUCGUUGAAGUCGAUAGCAGCAGCAGCAGAUCAGGUAACAGUCAUAGGGGGCCACUAGCCAAUCAACGGCCAGUAUCACGAGCCUGAAUAGGUGACUAUGCUGGACUUUGAGUCCUGGCGCCAUACCGAUACACUGAUCAAUCGAAUUCAUGUCAGGUGUCCAAGGCCCAAGCAACCUUCACCUUAUCCGGCUUUCAACAUGGGUGGGUAUCAAAAGAAGCGAUCGCCGGAACAAGGGCUUUAUUCGCUAGACGUUUCGGAUUCUCACUUGAACGCAUCAUCAGAGAAAAUGACAGAAACGGGUGGUUAUCUUGGCGGCGGGGAAGUCGAACUCGUGUCUCGCUUUGGCAAAUUAACAGCAAGAGCGAUUUACCUGUCGUUUCGAUAUAACAGUUGCCUUAGUACCGGUGUCUAAAUAUAUGAGAUCACGCAUCAUACAAAUUACUUUAGUCGCCUUGAUACUAUGGUGCGCCGCCAAGACAGUAAACGAUCGGGUCGCCGCAGAAUACCAUCAAAAGUGAUACUUGUUAAUUCUAUACUUUCGGAUGGUAUCAGUGCGAAUUUUUACCUGUCAUGGAACACUAUGCUGUGUGAGAAACAUAACACGUCUGUCCUCAGGACCGGCUAUCAUAUCCUCAGUCGUUUUCUUUCGCCAACAAAAGUCAUUUUUCUGUUAGGUUAAUUAAUUAACAUAGGUUGCUUUAUCUGCAUAUGCCCCGCCUGAAAAGUCGCGGAGGAAUCUCGGAACAGAAACAACGAUAGAAGGGUGUUUUGGUAUGUUUGUACCGCCCGAAAUACCAGCAGUCCAAUUUUUACUUUAUGUAGGCAUUUAAAUGCCAGGGUAGAAUUGAAUCUCACCUUUUAAUGUGCACGAAACGUUAUACAGAAGAAGAAAUCAUAUUUCUUGGCGGCUUCCCACGUAUAGUAAACACAUCGUGUUCCACCCUUACGUCUGCUUUUAACUUGAUGAAAAAUAAUAUGUAACAGGCGUUUCCUGUCAUUUUGGCACAACUCGUUUUUUUUCGAUUUGUCUGGCGCGUUUCGGUAGAUUUGUUUUCCCCGUCAUUGCCAAUAGAAUUAGUACAUUCGCACAGCGCAUAUUUCACUGUCUCUUCUAGUGCGACUUUUAUGCGGGAGAGCCAUCGAUCGCAUUGCACCCUUCGAAAACUUUCGCAAAUUUUUGCCCCUACACAAAGUUCUGAAUUUUAUCCUCGUGUCACAAAAUGUGUAAUUUUUCUGGUGCCAUUUUUGAAGCUCUAUCGGUUCGCAGUUGAUAUAUUUAAUGCCUUUCGUGAAAUACCGUCUCUGAAUGACGCAGCCUCAGACCCUUCAUCGUCCAUCCCACCCUCAAUCAUCCCUAGGGAUACUUCGGUCAGUGUAAUCACGGACCUGAUGUAUCAGGUUGCUCAGGGCAUGGCCUACCUCGAGUCCUGCAAAUUCGUCCAUCGUGAUCUCGCCGCUCGAAAUGUCCUUCUGGUGACCCAACGCUUUGCCAAAAUCAGUGACUUCGGAAUGAGUAAGGCCUUGAACUUUGGCAACGAUUACUACCGCGUGAGUUUAACUCCCCAUUCUCUGCAAAAUAUUCUAUUUAUUUUUUAUCAUUUUCAUACUCAGGCCUUCAUAAAUAACUCGUGCAGGAGUCCAUCGUUAGAUGUAAUAGCAACUUAGAGAGCAAACAACACUUCUAGGGCGCGCGAGCCAAUCAUCGAUCGAUGACGCAAGACUGGAGGUGAAUGCGCACAGCUCUGUACUUCAGCGCCAGAUCGAUAAAUCGAUUGACCGAGUUCUCAUCAGGGGCCCAGGCUUCAAUCAAUUCCGGUGUGAGCGAAAAUUUUGGUGGAUGCGAAGUUAAACUCGUGACCCAUUUCGUAAGUGUGGGUGGCCAUUAUUGAUAAUUCGUCGCCUCGUCGCACAGCCAGCUUAUGUUCGUGUAUGCGUGAUCCCAGCGUGCGUCCCGUCUGAUCUGUGUAAUUACAAGGACAUUUUUGGCGCCGAAUGCGAUGUAGUACCCCAAACUGCGUCUUCGGCUUUAAACUGUUUUUAAUUUUCACGACCUUGCCGCGCAUGGUGGCUUUGGGCCAGUGUACGAUUCCAAAAACUAGUUCUCCAGCUAUCCUCUCAGUUACCUCUGAAACGUCCUUAGUGUAUGGCAGAGAAUACUAUAUCCUUGGUGGUUUUUCUGUUUGGGUCCUGUUGGCGCGACUGCAUAGGCAGCGACUUAUUAACGCCUUCUGCAUAAACUGUUAGCGGCGAUAACGGGCUUAAGGUGCUCUUCUGAUGAGUCUGGAUACGUUUAAAGAGCUUCUUCACUGGAUUCUCCCGCACGAGUUUGAAAACCCAGAACAAUAGACUGACUGUUCCGGUACACGACCACAUUUCUUCAUUUUAUUGUGUACUUCAAUGUGGGAAAAUUGUUUGACGCUGGCCGCCAAAGUCCGACAGUCACUAGUUCCAUCAGUAUUCCCUCGCCAUUUGCUCUGACUGAAGUUCCCGUAUCAACUGCUACCUCCUCCUCGUUAUUGGCUCAUCCAACUCUUCUGGUAGCGAUCACUCGUCUCUUAUGAUAGGCAAACUAUGCAUGUCUUGCACGAGAACCCGUCGGUGACCGGUCAACUUUCAUGCCACAGAAGGGGUGCAUUGCUAACAUCCCCGCUUUUCCGCCCACGCGCCAUCGUAAGCUAUCCACCAAUGUAAGACGUGUUUAGAAUCUCCUUCUUACCCCUAGCCGUCACCCGUUGAUUGCUGUGAGUGGAGUGCCCCAGCCGACUGUCCUGGUUGCCUAGGCAUUAACCAUCGAUACACCGGUUUUUUUAUCAUCAACGCAGUUCUUUAAGCGUCACAACAAACGCCUCCUAACCCAUGAUACCAACCACACUAACUGGAUUCCAAUGAGUUCGCGAUUUUGAAGUUGAACUCACGACGGCAUGUCCCAUAAACCGGCAACUCCGCCCAUAAUCUGUCUCCAUCGCGCCAGCUGAAUUCUUCAAAGCCCAAUGUCUACGGGACUUCCCCAUCCUGUGCGUUUUGCGCACAACACCUACUGAUUUUGUUUUAGUAGAUGUAAUAACUUGAAAUACCUAUUGACGUCCUUGUAUGUUGCCGCUCUACUUCCGUGUUAGGAUUUUGUGCUAGGCACGUAAACGCGGCCGCACUGGGAAAUAGGAAAACCCAGGCAGCUGCAGUUUAAAAAAGAUGCUUAUGGGGAUUUUAUGUGUGGGAGUACCGGGAAACAUCGAAAAGUAUGCAAAAACUAAGAGAAAAAUUGGUAAAGGUAAAUUUGCCAGCCUGUUGUAAUGCAGGCUAAAAUCUGAGCACAAAUGGCGCGAAAAUCGAAAAUCCGCCAUAAGCAAACGAUAAAAAUCACAUCCAGAAGGAGUAAUGGCGAUUGGUCCGUCAAGGUCAUCGAAACUGAACCGCCCGAGUAGGCGACCAAUCAGAUGGAAGCCGUGGAUGGGAGUGGUAAGAAGUGGGUGCAAAAGUGGCAGAAAACCAUAUCUCCAAGAACGUGAUCGAAGACCAGUUGAAAAUCUCGUGAACCGUAAACCGAGCACUAAACCUAGCGUAAAAAGUGAGCCUUACUCCUAAUGGUAAGGCGGGAUAUAAGGAGCUGUCGCUGGUCGUAAUCGUAAGCAAUCAAGUUAACAUUAAACCGAGCGUUAACAACUAAUCCUAACCCUCACCCCCAACUUUAAACCUAUGUGCGCUAACUGUAGCACGCCUACUGAAAUUAGUGCCAGUAGCAAAGUGAUAAACUGACCGCCAAAGGAGGCCGCGUUUCCGAGCAUUGCUAGAUUUUGGAUAUGUGGCGGUCAAUUGGAAGUCUUUUUUUUCUAAUGUCAUUGCUCACAGUCCAAUUAUUUAGCAAACGAUAUCAAUUUGUAGGCCGCCAGCGCUGGCAAAUGGCCCCUCAAGUGGUACGCUCCUGAAUGCAUCUACUACUUCCGCUUCGACUCAAAAUCCGACGUGUGGAGCUAUGGCAUUACCCUCUGGGAGGUCUUCUCAUUUGGAGAGCGCCCUUACAAGGUUAGAUACUGUAGUUUCUGUGUUUUUUUUCUAAUUACGGGAUUUUUUACAACCAGUCUAACUUAACUCCUUUGAAAUCAAUUACAACCGUUUUCAUCAAUUAAAAGUGUCCUACAUGCGUGACACCAUCGGCCUUUCUCUUCCCAAUCCAUCAUGGCGAUCAGGUAAGGCACAAUGAUUUGCACCCACGCGUGCCACAACGGGACUAGCUACCUCCUUACCGGAUCUGAUAUUCUGACCCGAAUUCGAAAACAGUUUUCUAUUUCCUUCAUCUUGACUCUUCAAAGAAUCAGGUAGUGACAGUGAUUGUUUGAUCCGCAACUACAGACUUCCGACAGUUUGCUUACCAAAAGAGGAUUCUCAUCCUCUUACUGGACUCUCAGAAGUUGUGUAGUGCCAAUGUAUCCGACGCGACCUCUCCAUCGCCACUAAGAUUCACAUGUACCGUGCGUCUGUUUUUCUUUAGGGUUUUGAAUGCUGGGCUGUACGCGUGCAGAACAGGUGAAAACUAGAGGUAUUUGGCCGCACUGCGUGAGUGAAGUACACCCAUUUCGUCUCAAAUGAGACACUCCGCGAUCGCUGCGACGCCAUCGCAAGGAUAAGCCAGGCCAUCCAAGAAAGGCGACUGAGAUGGUUUGGGCACUUUUUUCGUCGUCCACCUCAGGAGCUCGGUGUCACUGCUCUUUGAUCCGAAACCGUUACCCUAUUGGAGGCGUCGAAGAGAGGGUCAACUCAAAACCUCGCUCAAUACAGUUUGUCAGGACACGGAGGUGGUUCUUGGACCUUCGGUAUUCGGUCUCCGUCGUUGGCGAAGGGAAUGGGUUGAGCUGUCCAAAUCUGCUGCCGCUAAUGGUCACGCGUAGAGAGGUACAGUUCGGGGCAUCAUCGAGGCAGGCUAGAUCAGGCAUGAUCGCAACCGUACCAAUAACAACAGUGAUUGUCUAGCACACAGACUCGUCGACUUCCACCUCUGAUGGGUUUACUGCUCAUCCCUUAUUGACCUUAAUAUGCUUCGUCUUAAACUUACGGAUUCCGUCAUUUUCUUAUCUUAGUGAAUUUGAUGACCCAUUUCUCAGUAGGCGGGCUAGAAGCCUCUGUACCGAUCAUUUGAAAAGCCCGCCUCAAUAGUAAGUACCAUCAUUUUACGUAAACGUUGAGCAGCGUAACCGCCUCCAGAAGUAGAAUUUAGGCAGAUAGUGGGCGACCUAGAUGAGAAUACGCACCAAAAGCUCUUUCCAUCCGAAUGAGAGCCGUCACACUGUUAACAAGCCUACGCGGUCCUUACAUUGGUCAACAAAGUGCUCAGUGUUUGUUCUAGUAACAUAGGAGCCUGAUGAUGUGCGUUACUGUUAAACGACAACCCAGUAGCCCAUAGAAGGUGCUCUCGUAUGGGUGAUGUCUAACUUUUUGUGCUUCGCUAAUUCGGUAGGACAGGGUGCCUCGUCGACAUCGACGCUCGGACGCCUCCGGAGGGUAUUUCCAGUAGCUCAGAUGGUUAGAGCAGUUGGCGUACGAAUCUUCACUAACCCCCGGGCCAUAGUAUUGUCCCCGUCCUUUGUCGGUAGCACAUCCUGAUGAUUUAUUAUUUCGCAUUAAGUGCCACUGACUCCAUUCCUAGCUUCAGCUUAUCGCAUUACUGCCAAAGUUCUUAUUCCCUUUUGUCGUCUUACAGUGGCAGAUGAAUGCUUUCAAGAAUGAGCUAGGCACGACAUUUCCAACAUAA